AAACACUAUCCCAAGUUUUUAUUUUUAGUUAUAUAAUAUCAUAUAUAUUGCGGAAAUGAAAUUUAGUUUUGGAAUAUGUUUCCAAGGUAUGAGGUUAUUAAUAUUCUUCAAAUUGGGUCAAAUAUCUUCUAUUCGUUCUCUCUUGUGGUGCUAGGUGUAUCUUGUCAUGCAGCAGGUCUUGCUUUCUCCUUUUUCUCACUUGUUCCCACGUUUUCAUUGUUAUUAGAGACUAGUUAAUAGACUAUUUUAUUCACACAAACCUAGGUUUGUAAUGCCUGUGGUUGGAAACAGAAAGAUAGUUCUUACUUGGGGCGUAUGAGAUGUGUUUUAUUCCUCAGUGGAAUGUUUUUAAGAACGAUCAAUAUAUUUGAAUAUCUCAUUUUUCCUAAAUUGGGUCUGAUGGAACAUGGUAUACAGAGUACUCAUGUUUUGUAUUCAUCUGAGAAACUAGAAUCACACGGUGCCCACUUGCGUAACUAAAGUAGGAAGAGAGUCAAGAGCCACAAACAUAUCUUUUUUAAGAUUUCUGACUGUCUAUGUUGAAAUCUUGGUCGCUGCCGAUUCAAAUUGUUCAUAGCAAUGCAAAGAGAUCAGAAUGCAUGUGUUUGAGAAAAAAAUAUGGAGGAUUCGAGGGAGAGACUUGUACGGUUAGGGCAAGACGAGACGCUAGAAUUUCCCUUAACCGGAAACAGAGACAUCACAACGGUCGAUAACGUAGCAAUUCAAUCCACCCAACAAGACCUACCAGUAGCACCAGUUGGUGGGUUAUGCUGGUUAUGGUAUCAUGAUGACUACUUUUCAUACUUGUCGUUGUAUAGGUUCAGGACGUUUAACAAAAUCAGAGAGAGGUUAACGAGGACCGAACCUCAUGAAGAAAAAUUACAAGAAGAAGAAUGUCAACGGCCACAGCCAGCUCUUCCUAAGGCUAGACCGAGACGAGAUCCUCCUCCUCGAGUAUCUCGACGAUCCUCACAGGUAUCUCCACCUAUUUAUCUACGCCAUAGGUUUCAGCCACGGUCACGUAAGGACUCUUCUUCUCGACGCUAA
This is a messenger RNA of Eruca vesicaria subsp. sativa (arugula), 1047 nucleotides long. NCBI's taxonomy places the organism in Eukaryota, Viridiplantae, Streptophyta, Magnoliopsida, Brassicales, Brassicaceae. The record is from the annotation of a GenBank genome assembly.